This is a messenger RNA of Symbiodinium sp. CCMP2456, 684 nucleotides long. The record is from the annotation of a GenBank genome assembly. NCBI's taxonomy places the organism in Eukaryota, Dinophyceae, Suessiales, Symbiodiniaceae.
AUGCAGUCUCUGGCGUUCAGAAGAAAGACGUUUCGCUUCGAAUGGAGCUUGCUGCCGCAGCAGAGCCACCCACUGCCAGGGGACUGUAUGAGCAUGUUGGCCCAGAUGAGCUUUGGGCCGUCCGUUCCACCCUACGAGGAGGUUGGGAGGAGCCCACCGGCCAUCAGGCAAGUGUUUGCCAUGGAACUGGCCAGCUAUGCAAACACUCGCGCUUUGGAUUCGAGCUACUGGGGCCUGACUCUGGGAAACGUCUCUUGCCUCCCCGCCCGAGUGACACGCCCCCUACUGGAGAGCUUGACUACCGGCACGACCACGACGCCACUGCCGACGCAUGUUUGCGAUGGUCGUAUGUAUGCCACGGGCAGUGGCGAAGACAGUGGGUUUGACCCCAUGAUGGUAAGCGACUGCUCUGUGGCGCAGCAGGACCCGUGCCUUUGCGCCGCCAUGGACUACUGCGAGUGGCAGCCUGGAUCAGGCGAGAUACCUGGCGGUUGUGCUGCCACCAAAUAUCCAGGAGUUACCUGCGAGGCGUGUCCUUUUCAGAGCAAGUGUGUGGAGCCGGAUCAAAGCACUGUCUGCGCUGACAAGACGGUGGCUCCCCGCCGGCACUUGGAGGUUGAAAGUUGUUUCCUGUCAAAUUAUGCCGGCGCCAGUCUAAGCCAGAUUUCAAUUUGGUCCUCGUGA